Melozone crissalis (California towhee) is the source of this 1758-nucleotide messenger RNA. RefSeq names its product USH1 protein network component harmonin (gene USH1C). The transcript has 21 exons. The coding region runs from base 1 to 1758 and encodes 585 amino acids. Gene Ontology annotation, biological process: inner ear receptor cell stereocilium organization; inner ear morphogenesis; sensory perception of sound. NCBI's taxonomy places the organism in Eukaryota, Metazoa, Chordata, Aves, Passeriformes, Passerellidae. Gene Ontology annotation, cellular component: stereocilia ankle link complex; photoreceptor inner segment; cilium. The record is from RefSeq and is a predicted model, not a curated record. Gene Ontology annotation, molecular function: protein binding.
AUGGAGCGCCGCGUCGCCCGCGAGUUCCGGCACAAGGUCAAUCUAUUAAUUGACAAUGAAGCGGAGAAGGAUUACCUUUAUGAUGUGCUGCGGAUGUACCACCAGUCUAUGAAUCUCCCAGUGCUUGUGGGGGACCUAAAAUUGGUGAUUAAUGAACCAAGCAGGCUGCCUCUGUUCGAUGCUAUCCGCCCACUCAUCCCAUUAAAGCACCAGGUGGAAUAUGAUCAGCUUACACCCAAACGAUCACGAAAGCUGAAAGAGGUGAGAUUGGAUCGAUUGGAUCCUGAAGGGCUUGGAUUAAGUGUAAGAGGUGGAGUGGAAUUCAGCUGUGGCCUCUUCAUCUCCCAGUUGGUUAAAGGAGGGCAGGCAGACAAUGCUGGACUUCAGGUUGGGGAUGAGAUAGUGCGCAUAAACGGAUAUUCCAUUUCGUCAUGCACACAUGAAGAAGUCAUCAACCUCAUUCGUACAAAGAAAGUUGUGUCCAUAAAAGUUAGGCAUGUUGGCAUGAUACCUGUCAAAAGUUCACCAGAUGAACCCCUUAAAUGGCAAUAUGUGGAUCAGUUUGUGUCAGAGUGUGGGGAAGGAAAGGGCAGUGUGGCUGGACUUGCUUCUUCUGGAGGGAGAGACAGUAAAGAGAAGAAAGUCUUCAUUAGCUUGAUUGGUACAAAAGGCAUGGGAUGCAGUAUUUCCAGUGGUCCAACACAAAAACCAGGCAUUUUUAUCAGCAAUGUUAAGCCAGAUUCUCUUUCAGCAGAGGUGGGCUUAGAGGUUGGUGAUCAGAUUGUUGAGGUGAAUGGAGUGGACUUUUCUAAUGUGGAUCACAAAGAGGCUGUCAGAGUGCUCAAGAGCAGCCGUACUUUGACUAUCUCUGUGGUAGCAGGCGCUGGCAAGGAGCUGUUCAUGACUGAAGAAGAACGGCAAAGAGAAGCGCGUCUCCGUGAGCUGGAGCGCCAGGAGUUAAUGCAUCAGAAGCGGCUUGCGCUGGAGACCAACAAAAUCAUCAAAGAGCAGCAAGAGAAAGAGAGAUUAAGAAAGCUGGAGAUUUCCCAGAAGGCUGCAGAGGAAGAGGAGAGAUAUCGCAGAGAAAUAGAGCAGAUAACAGCAGAGGAAGAGAAAUUUAAAAAGGAGUGGGAAGAAGACUGGGGUCCUAAAGAACCACCCAAAUCUCUAAAAACUAUAACUGCAGAAGUGCACUCUCCCCCUCAUUCCAAACACAAAAAAGAUAUAAAGGGAGUUGCACAUGACCAACUUGAAACAGAUGACAUGGAUGAAGUGAACAUGAAGCAGGACAAACAGGGCUUCCAGAAGUAUGUGGAAGAUUUUGAUCCAUAUUCAAUGUUUACCCCAGACCAGAUUAUAGGAAAAGAUGUACGGCUAUUACGAAUAAAAAAGGAAGGAUCACUGGACCUUGCAGUCGAGGGAGGAAUUGAUUCUCCAAUUGGAAAGAUAGUUGUGUCUGCCAUCUACGAGGACGGUGCUGCAGACAAACAUGGAGGCAUAGUGAAAGGGGAUGAAAUACUGGCUGUAAAUGGCAAGAUAUUAAUUGACAGCAAGCUGGCAGAAGCACAGGCAACUCUAGCAAAAGCUUGGAACAUGGGUGGGGAUUGGAUUGACUUAGUCAUUGCAGCAUCACCUCCAAAAGAAUAUGAUGAUGAAAUCCCUACCAUUCCCUCAUCAGCAGUCAGUCCCAGCACACACAGAAAGGUUUUUGAAGGCAGUGCACCUGUGUACAGACAAGGGUAUCUCCUGCAGCUGUAG